AUGUUUCUCCAGGCUGUUGGACAUGGAAUGGAGCCUAGCUUUCUUGCCGAGGCGAUGAAGGCCACAAGAGAGUUCUUCAACCUCCCACUAGAAGAGAAACAAAAGUACUCGAACAUUGUCGACGGCGUGAAGCUAGGCAUAGACAUUCUGUCUGAGUACACCAUCAAGUGCAAAGCCGCGGCUAACCUUGUCUUUCAAAACAUGGCCAAGAUACUCAAUUUACAAGAGGAACACCUGGUAAACAUGAUCGGCGAGAACUCCAUCACCCAAGCUAUAUUCAACUACUACCCUCAGUGUCCAAGGCCGGACCACGUCUUGGGCCUGAAGGCCCACACCGACGGCUCCAUAAUCACAGUCAACUUCGCCGAUGCUGAGGGGCUCCAACUUCAGAAAAACGGCGUCUGGUACAACGUGCCCGUCGUUCCAAAUGCAUUGGUUAUGAACAUAGGAGAUAUAAUGGAGAUUUUGAGCAAUGGGUUUUUCAAGAGCCUGGUGCAUAGGGUUGUGACCAAUGCAGAGAAAGAGCGCUUAUCGUUGGUGCUGGUCUAUACAUUGGAGCUAGAGACAGAGCUUGAGCCGGUGUCAGAGCUGGUGGAUGACAAGAGACCUGCGCGAUACAUGAAGAUCAAGCUCCACGACUACAUGGAAAAAUACCAUGACACUUAUGCCACAGGGACACUAGCCAUCGACGGCGUGAAGAUCUCAAUAUGA
Aegilops tauschii subsp. strangulata is the source of this 711-nucleotide messenger RNA. RefSeq names its product protein LATERAL BRANCHING OXIDOREDUCTASE 1-like. The record is from RefSeq and is a predicted model, not a curated record. NCBI's taxonomy places the organism in Eukaryota, Viridiplantae, Streptophyta, Magnoliopsida, Poales, Poaceae.